AUGUCAAUUGAAAACAUCAACAAUUUAACUCAAGAAUCCGUUAUCGUCUGGUUAGAUAGUACUAUUGAAAAAACCAAAGAUAAUCAAGAUACAAAAGCACUCUUGCGACAAUUGGUUAGAGGUCGCUUAUUUACAUUUGAUGAUCCGAAUCAAUGUAUUGAACAUAUAAAGACUGAACUGAUAAGAAAACGAGUAUUUCUUAUUGUUUCAAAUGCAUUUGGUCAAAAUGUUAUACCACUUAUCUAUGAAUUACCAUAUAUACAAGCAAUAUACAUAUAUUGUGGCAAUCGAAAAGUGGCAGAAUCAUGGACAAAACCAGAAUUUAAAAUCUCUGGUAUAUUCAUAAAAAAACAACCACUAUUACAUCAAAUUUGUAAUGAUGUUGUUAAUGUUUGUGAUCCAGAUGAUGAUUUACCGAUGAGUAUAUUUCAUCUUGCAGAACGAGAAAAUACAUUACAAAAAUUAAGUGAUGAAAGUGCAGAAUUUAUGUGGUAUCGAUCUCUAUUGAUGGUACUUCGAUUAAUGGCAAAAUAUGGUAAUUCAAAAACUGAAAUGAUUGCUGAAUGUCGAGCAAAAUAUCAUGAUAAUGAACUUGAAAAGAAGAAAAUAGAUGAUUUUGAACAAAACUAUUGUCCAAAAAGAGCAUUUUGGUGGUAUACUUGUGACAAUUUUGUAUAUCGAUUAUUAAACAAAGCUCUACGUACACAAGACAUUGAAAUUAUAUUUAAAUUUCGAUUUUUUAUCAAUGAUCUUCAUAAUCAAAUCGAACAACUUUAUCAUCAAUAUUUAGAUACUCAUGCUUCUAUUAUUAAUCAUCAUCAUUUAAGAGUUUAUCGUGGUCAACUUUUAAGUCUAACAGAACUUAAUGUACUUAAACUUAGUGUAAAUGAACUUAUUUCAAUGAAUAGUUUUUUAAGUACAACAUUGAAUCAAGAGUUAGCUAAAAUUUUUGCUGGUACAAAUGAUCAAUCGAAUGAACCAUCAUCAUUACAAUCUGUUCUUUUCAUAAUUGAUAUUUAUAAUAUGAGCAAAGAAACGACACCAUUUGCAAUGCUUAAAAAUCAUUCAUGGUGUCUAGAUGAAGAAGAUGAAGUAUUGUUUACAAUAAGUGCUAUUUUUAAAGUUGAAUCAGUUGAACAACAUGAAAACAGAUGGCAUGUCCAUUUACAAUUAAGUGAAGAACAAAAUAAACUUAGUCAAAAACUUUCCAAUCAUAUGAUGAAAGAAAUUGGAUCAGCACCAGAUCCAUUAUCAUUCGGUUGGCUUCUUUUUCGAAUGAAUAAAUUUAACAAAGCUGAACGUUAUGUGAAAUAUAUACUGACACAACUUCCAUCGAAUACUAAAGAAAUAGGAGAUGCUUACAACUUACUUGGUCUUAUUUAUAAAGAUACUCAUCAACUAGAACAAUCUGUUGAAUGUUAUGAAAAAGCACUUGAUAUUUAUUCUCAAUUGAAUUAUCACAAUAGUCCUCAAGUUAUAGCUACUCAUUGUAAUCUUGGUUUAGCUUAUUUGGCAUUAGAAAAUAGUCGAAAUGCAGAAGAACAACAAAGACAAGCCGAAGAAAAGUUGUUUAACUUCUCAGAAUCAAAGAAUUCAUUACUCAUAGCUAUAGUGAAAAAUCUCAAAGCAAAAAUUCUAACAGAAUAUGGUGAUAAUACAAAUGCUUUGAAAAAUCUUCGACUGGUUUUAAAAAGUAAACUGGAACAACUACCAUUAGUUCAUUCUUCAGUAGCAUCAACAUUGAAUGCAAUAGGUAUUGUGCAUGAAAAUAUGAACAAUAAUGUAAAAGCAUUUAAAUAUUUUCAACUAGCAUUAAAUAUUGGAAUGAAAACCUUAUCAUCCGAUCACUUGGAUUUAGUUGACUAUCAUACAAAUGUUGGUCGUAUUUAUUAUAAACAGACACAAUAUGAACUUGCUUUACAACAAUUUGAAUUAGCACUAAAAAUUAUGGAUGAUUACCCAAGAGACGAUCUUGAUAGAAUUUUCACAUUACAGAACUGUAUCACUGAGGCAAAAGAAAAAUUACAAUAG
Messenger RNA from Rotaria sp. Silwood1, 2031 nucleotides. Lineage: Eukaryota; Metazoa; Rotifera; Eurotatoria; Philodinida; Philodinidae. The record is from the annotation of a GenBank genome assembly.